Asparagus officinalis (garden asparagus) is the source of this 1548-nucleotide messenger RNA. Its product is annotated as probable serine/threonine-protein kinase PBL7. Gene Ontology annotation, biological process: protein phosphorylation. Gene Ontology annotation, molecular function: ATP binding; protein kinase activity. Bases 82 to 1218 code for a protein of 378 amino acids. The transcript is spliced from 5 exons. The record is from RefSeq and is a predicted model, not a curated record. Lineage: Eukaryota; Viridiplantae; Streptophyta; Magnoliopsida; Asparagales; Asparagaceae.
CUCUCUCUCUUCCUCUUUUAUUUCUCUCUCUCUCUCUCUCCCUUCUCUCUCUCUCUCACACUUCUUCUCAUCUGAAGAGAGAUGGGUUGCUUUCCUUGCUUUCAAAAGAAGGAUCAGGUCGCUCAAUCUUCAGAGGAGAAACCGAAGCCAGCCCCAUCAUCAGAACCAAAGAAGCAGAACUCAGGGAAUGUGAAGAAGGACAACUCAAAGGAAAACUCAAAUAGAGGUUCUGAGCACAUUGCUGCCCAGACUUUUACUUUUCGUGAACUCGCUACAGCUACCGGCAAUUUCAGAGCCGAUUGUCUUGUCGGAGAGGGAGGAUUCGGUCGAGUUUAUAAGGGAAAAUUAGAGAGUAUCAACCAGGUAGUAGCUAUCAAGCAGCUCGAUCGCAAUGGCUUGCAAGGAAACAGGGAAUUCCUUGUCGAAGUGCUAAUGUUGAGUCUACUCCAUCACCCUAAUCUUGUUAAUCUAAUUGGUUAUUGUGCCGAUGGAGAUCAAAGGCUCCUAGUCUAUGAAUACAUGCCACUAGGAUCACUAGAAGACCAUCUCCAUGAUCUUGGUUCAGAUAGGAGGCGGCUUGACUGGAACACAAGAAUGAAAAUAGCUGCCGGUGCAGCUAAAGGAUUGGAAUAUUUGCAUGAUAAAGCAAACCCUCCGGUUAUAUAUCGUGAUUUAAAAUGCUCUAACAUUUUGCUUGGAGAGGGAUUUCACCCCAAGUUAUCUGAUUUUGGAUUGGCAAAGCUUGGUCCUGUCGGUGAUAAGACUCAUGUUUCCACACGAGUGAUGGGUACUUACGGAUAUUGUGCACCUGAAUAUGCUAUGACGGGACAAUUGACGCUAAAAUCAGAUGUAUAUAGCUUUGGGGUUGUUCUUCUUGAGAUCAUCACUGGAAGAAAGGCGAUUGACAAUUCAAGAUCCGGUCCAGAGCACAACUUAGUUGCAUGGGCUCGACCUCUUUUCAAGGAUAGGAGAAAGUUCCCUCAAAUGGCUGAUCCAAUGCUUCAAGGGCAAUACCCUUCAAGGGCCCUAUAUCAAGCACUUGCUGUAGCUGCAAUGUGUGUUCAAGAGCAACCUUCAAUGCGUCCUCUUAUAGCUGAUGUGGUCACUGCGCUCAGUUACCUUGCGUCACAAAAUUACAAUCCCAAUAACCGAACAUUUCAAAACUCUUCUCAUUCUCCUCGAACAAAAAGAGAUAGCGAAAACAAGCGAAGGAUCUGAGAGUAUACGAGAAAAUUAUCAGAAUUUUAUUCCAUAAUUUCGAGAGAAAAAGUGCACAAUGCUCUGACUGAUGCCCACACUGUUUUAGGAAAAGUUGCACUUUUUGGUUGAUGUACAUGUGAUUUUGGGUCCCUGUUUUUAUUUGCAUUUUGUUAGAGAGGAUGUUGUUUUUAUUACUAUCACAUUUUCAAGAGAAGUAAUGGGUGGGUCAUGUACAAAUUUUUUUCUGCUUUUUCACAGUGUCUCAAACUUUGUUUCAUAAAUUUUAGUAUGGGUAUCAUUCGGUUUCCUAUCAAUAUCCAAUUUUAGUAUGGGUAUCAUUCAGUUUCC